AGAACGGUUAGUUGUGUGUGAUAAUAGAGGUCAAAGGUAGAGAGACAAAGGAUUGAAAGUGAGAAUAUAUAUGUAAGAGAAUGGAAAAGUUGAUGAUCAAUAAAGAAGUGAUGGAAGAAAAAGGAUAUUCAUGGAAGAGAGAAAUGAGGAAGGAGAUGAAGAAGGUGAGAAGAAUAGCAGCUCCAAUGGUGGUUGCAAGUGUGUUGCAGUAUCUUCUGCCAGUAGUGUCUCUCAUUAUGGUUGGCCAUCUCAACCAGCUUUCUCUUUCGAGUGUUGCAAUUGCAACCUCUCUCACUAAUGUUUCUGGUUUUAGUGUUUUGUCAGGGAUGGCUGGUGGAUUGGAAACUUUAUGUGGGCAAGCAUUUGGAGCAGAACAAUAUGAAAAAUUUGGA
This is a messenger RNA of Vigna radiata var. radiata (mung bean), 392 nucleotides long. RefSeq names its product protein DETOXIFICATION 2-like. Lineage: Eukaryota; Viridiplantae; Streptophyta; Magnoliopsida; Fabales; Fabaceae. Gene Ontology annotation, biological process: transmembrane transport. Gene Ontology annotation, molecular function: xenobiotic transmembrane transporter activity; antiporter activity. The record is from RefSeq and is a predicted model, not a curated record. The annotation marks the transcript as partial. The transcript is spliced from 2 exons. Gene Ontology annotation, cellular component: membrane.